UAAUUUCUGUCUCAAUCGAAUGCAUUACAAUAAUCAUCAUUGCUCUUGUUUUUAGUACAACAAACCUUGCAAUGAAACAAAAAUUCCAUCUUCUUCCGCACUUCAAACACAGUACCCAUCUCAUCAACAAUGGCUGAAGCAGCAACAAGGUAUGCAGUUGUUACGGGAGCAAAUAAAGGGAUUGGGUUGGAAAUAUGUAGGCAGUUGGCUGCCAAUGGGGUGAGAGUGGUGUUAACGGCUAGAGAUGAGAAGAGGGGUCUUGAAGCUCUAGAAAGUCUCAAAGGAUCUGGUCUCUCUAAUCUGGUUUUUCAUCAGCUUGAUGUUGGGGAUCCUGCUAGUAUUUCUUCCAUUGCAGAUUUCAUCAAAGCCCAGUUUGGGAAGCUUGAUAUCUUGGUGAACAAUGCAGGGAUAGGUGGAACGGUUGUAACGGAUCCUGAUGCUUUAAGGUCAAGAUAUGCUUCUGCUGAGGAAGUAGGAAAAGUCAAUUGGAAGGGAAUAAGGCUUGAGCCUUUCGAGCUGGUGGAAGAAUGCCUGAAAAUAAACUAUUAUGGGCCAAAGAGGAUGAUUGAAGCCUUCAUUCCUCUUCUCCAGUUGUCAGAUUCGCCAAGGAUUGUCAAUGUUUCCUCCUCAAUGGGAAAGCUGCAGAAUAUUAAGAAUGAAUGGGCAAAAGCAGUGUUAAGUGAUGCUGAAAACCUUACAGAAGAGAGGGUGGAUGAGGUCUUAAACCAGUUUCUAAAAGAUUUCAAAGAGGGAUUAUUAGAAGCUAAAAGCUGGCCCUCUAAUCUGUCUGGCUAUACAGUCUCAAAAGCAGCCUUGAAUGCCUACACAAGGAUUCUGGCCAGGAAGUAUCCUACUCUUUGCAUCAACUGUGUCUGUCCUGGCUUUGUCAAAACAGAUCUAAACUACAACAGUGGCAUCUUAACUAUCGAAGAAGGUGCUGAAAGCCCUGUGAGAUUGGCUCUGCUGCCUGAUGGGGGGCCUUCCGGCCAAUUCUUCGUUCGGAAGGAAGUGUCUGAAUUUUAACUGAAAAAGAUUCAUUACUUCAUAUGAACUAAGAACAUCAUAGCACAGAGAUACUGUUUAUGGCUUCUCUAUAAUAUGUAUGAAUCCCAGGCUAAUAAGACCACCCAGAAUUGCUUAUGAUUAAUUUUUAUGCUGGAAUGCUUUGUUAGUACAUAUGGCAUGUGAGCUUA
This is a messenger RNA of Vitis riparia (riverbank grape), 1193 nucleotides long. RefSeq names its product (+)-neomenthol dehydrogenase-like. Lineage: Eukaryota; Viridiplantae; Streptophyta; Magnoliopsida; Vitales; Vitaceae. The transcript has 5 exons. The record is from RefSeq and is a predicted model, not a curated record. Gene Ontology annotation, cellular component: membrane. Gene Ontology annotation, molecular function: oxidoreductase activity, acting on the CH-OH group of donors, NAD or NADP as acceptor. Bases 130 to 1023 code for a protein of 297 amino acids.